UAUUUUGUUGGAGUGGAGUGGCUGUAUGUGAAUCUGGAAUCUACUACUAUAGUUCUAAAGCUCUUUUAUCAUGUAAUCAAAUCCAAUAGAGCAACAUGUGUUGAAUCAUUUGAAUCAAAAUGAUGGAGAGGCUGAGGGAUAUGUAAAUCAUAGGGUACAAGCCGGGUGAUUGAAAUGGAGGAGUGCUUCAGGUUUUAUCCGUAGCAAAAAGUGUACCAGUAAAUCUUUAUGGUAAAUUUUACGACUGAAUGUUGGUGGUAAGAGGGAAACACCAACAUAAGCUUAAUGUUGUGGAGACAAAGAUGCCUAAAUGGAUGUGUGGACACAUUAAACUACACUAUAUAGGAUUAGGAAUUAUUUUAGAGAGAGAUUUGGCCAGUUGGAGGUUCGAUUUUACUCAUUUUAGGGAAAGUGGAUUAGAUGGUAGGCAUUCUUGUAGCUAAAGACAGAGGGAGAUGUAUUAAAUGAGAUUUUAUAUAUAAAUGGUUUAAAGUUAGAUAUGAUAUAUAAUAGGGCACCUUCACGGUUUUUGGCUUUUUGAUCUAUGUAACUCAAACUACCUAGUGGGACAAGGUUACAAGGCUUAAUUGUGUUUCAUUGUUGUUGCUGCCUCUUCUGUUUAGGCUACACCGGCCUUACUUAAAUCUCUUUUCAGGGGAGGUUACUGUUAUUUUUACAUGGUGUAUAACGUCAAAUUUUAUAAAAUAGAUGGACGUUGUUUAUACCGGAAUUUUUUGGGAGGUCAAUAUAUAUUUUUUAAAAAUGGGAUUCACAUUGAAUUUCACUGGACUUCAAGGGAGAGCGAAACUGAUGCUUUAGAUAGCAGUGAUCUGAGGUUUGUUGAGAGUAAUAGAAAAGGUGGUUUGUUUGGAAGUGAUAGUGGUAUGGUGGAUCAAGUGAGAGAUCUGCGCAGGUGGUCUAGUCAGCAUUCAUCUACCGAGGUUUCUGACUCUUUUGCUGCAACUUUGUCUAGCUUGGAAACUCAGAGGUGUGCAGAUGCAGUUUCUAUGGUGAGCUCUGGAUAUGGAUCUGAUGUGAAAACUAUCAAAGCUGUUAGUGAAAAGAUGUCAGUACAAGGAGGUCCGCUGGUAACCAGUGAUGUAUACGAGACAGUUCGCUCUGAAGUGAGGCGUGCUAUUUCUGAGAUUCAGACUGAUCUUGAGAGUGCUAUCCAAAGGAGUAAUGCCACUGCUAUUGCUGUUACCAACAUAGCUGAUAUUCCUCCUUGCUUGGUAAACCCGGAUGCGGAAGAAUUGGUUUUUGAGAUCAGAAGAGAGUAUGCCCAAAAACUUGAAGAGACCUUGUCAUACAUGCAGUCCCAGGAGCGAGCUAGAAAUCUUAGAGCAAACCUGGCUGUUGAAGAACAUUGUGGACAGGAACUGGACAGAAUCUUGAAAGAAGUUUUACCUUAUCCAAAGACCCCUAAUGUGCAGAAGUCUCAUCCAACAAGAAAAAAUAGCAUAGAAAGAAGGCGGAUGUCAAAACGUCUUGCAGAAGAUGCAAAGGCUUAUUUUGAUGAGUGUGUUUCGCUAUCAACAUUUGAUAGUUCAGAUUUCUCAUCACAAGAUGAUCCUCCCGUCACUUCCGUGGGGCCCCAUAUUCCAUCUGAUAGUUAUGAAUGUUUACUCCAGGAAUCAGCUUCUCAUAGACAAUUGAUUAGUAGAAACUAUGACGUUUCACAACCAUGUACUGUCAUCGAUACUGCUGGCUCCCCGGAAUCAGGUUGUAAAUCUCACUUCUCAUUUUCACAGAAGUCACCUGAGACUUCUGGAUUUGCAGAUGACAUCCAACAAUACAUAAAGAUGUUUGAAAAGAAUGUAUUAAAGUCACCAAAUAUGAGAUCAGGUUAUCAUGACAUUCGUGAAUACAGUUAUCAAUCUCCAACGGAGAGUUUGUUGGUUGAUAGGGUGAUACUAAAAAACAGAAUUGAGGCUGGUGGUUUGCUGCUUUGUAGUGGCGGUAGUAUAUUAUGGUCAAAAUAUUGUGGGAUAGGAAUUUGACCAGGAAGUAUGGAUUAACCUAUUGUUACUAAUGUAACUGUAUUCGUAUCAUUUUCCCAAGCAGUAUAACUGUACAUAUGCCUGAUUUGCUUUCUUUUUCCC
Messenger RNA from Arachis ipaensis, 2102 nucleotides. The record is from RefSeq and is a predicted model, not a curated record. Lineage: Eukaryota; Viridiplantae; Streptophyta; Magnoliopsida; Fabales; Fabaceae.